AUGUGGUAUCUCUGUGGCGUUGUUGCUCUUAUUACCAUUGUUGGUGCUGAGGAUCCUUACAGGUUCUUCACUUGGAAAAUCACCUACGGUGAUAUUUAUCCUCUGGGUGUUCGCCAACAGGGAAUUCUUAUUAAUGGCCAAUUUCCUGGUCCUGACAUAUAUUCCGUAACCAACGACAACCUCAUUAUCAAUGUGCAUAACAACUUGCCGGAGCCGUUUCUCCUCUCAUGGAGUGGGAUUCAACAGAGGAGAAAUUCGUAUCAAGAUGGAGUUUAUGGAACCACAUGCCCCAUCCCUCCUGGCAAGAACUUCACUUACAUUUUGCAGGUCAAAGAUCAAAUUGGCAGCUUCUUUUAUUUCCCAUCUCUUGCCUUCCACAAAGCAGCAGGCGGCUUUGGGGGUAUUAGGAUCCUCAGCAGGCCUCUCAUUCCUGUUCCAUUCCCUGAACCUGCAGGCGAUUUCACUGUUCUUAUUGGAGAUUGGUACAAAACAAAUCACAAGAUAUUGAAGACAAUUUUAGAUCGCGGUAAGAAACUAAAAUUCCCUGAUGGCAUUUUGAUCAAUGGUCGUGGACCAAAUGGUGCAUCUUUCACAGUUGAAAAAGGAAAGACUUACAGGUUUAGAGUAUCAAAUGUGGGACUGCAAAAUACACUCAACUUUCGCAUUCAGGGCCACAAGAUGAAAUUGGUUGAAGUCGAAGGGACUCACACUGUUCAAACCACAUUUUCUUCUUUGGAUAUCCAUGCUGGUCAAUCCUGCUCUUUUUUAGUUACUGCAGAUCGGCCUGCUCAGGACUACUAUAUUGCAGUUUCCACUCACUUCUCCAGCCAGGUUCUGAACACCACUGCUAUUCUUCACUACAGAUACUCCAACAAGCCAGUGUCUGGGCAUCCCCCCAAUGGACCCCCAAACGACAUUGCCUGGUCACUGAAUCAGGCUCGUUCCAUCAGGACUAACCUCACUGCAAGUGGACCUAGACCAAACCCUCAAGGCUCUUACCACUAUGGUCUCAUCAACAUCACCAGAAGCAUAAAACUAGCUAAUUCAGCAGGUCAAGUUAACAGCAAACAACGAUAUGCAGUAAACAGUGUAUCCUUUACCCCAGCUGACACACCACUCAAGCUUGCGGACUAUUUCAAAAUUGGAGGAGUUUUCCGUGUUGGAAGCAUCCCUGAUAAGGCCACGGGUCAACGAAUUCACCUUGACACAUCUGUCUUGGGAGCUGACUACAGAUCAUUUGUUGAGAUUGUGUUUGUGAACCAUGAGAGCAUCAUUCAGAGCUGGCACCUUGAUGGAUAUUCUUUCUUUGUGGUCGGAAUGGAUAGAGGCUUGUGGACUCCUGCUAGUAGAAAACAGUACAAUCUUAGAGAUGCAGUUUCACGUUGCACCACACAGGUUUAUCCCCAGUCAUGGACUGCAGUGUACAUAGCACUUGAUAACGUGGGAAUGUGGAACCUGAGAACUGAGUUUUGGGCACGGCAAUACCUUGGACAACAAUUAUACUUGCGAGUUUAUACACCUGUUCAAUCAAUAAGGGAUGAAUACCCCAUUCCAAAGAAUGCCUUACUCUGUGGCAGGGCUAUUGGUAGAACCACACGGCCCAUGUAAACAAGCUGCCGAAGAGGAUGAGGAGACUAAUUACCAAAAGAUAAAAACCCCAACUCAUGGUCGUUUUCUUUGUCACAGAAGAUUGAAUUUUGUGUUAAUUUUAAGGCAUGUAUCUUAAUCACAAUAAAUUGAACUAUCUCACUGCGUCUGCACUGUAUACUGGCGGUAACUUACCUCAAAAGUAUUUAAAUAUCAUUUCAUCUGAAGGAACUAUUGGG
This is a messenger RNA of Ilex paraguariensis (yerba mate), 1826 nucleotides long. The record is from the annotation of a GenBank genome assembly. Lineage: Eukaryota; Viridiplantae; Streptophyta; Magnoliopsida; Aquifoliales; Aquifoliaceae.